Molecule: messenger RNA, 2769 nt
Organism: Drosophila persimilis
Lineage: Eukaryota; Metazoa; Arthropoda; Insecta; Diptera; Drosophilidae
Product: diacylglycerol O-acyltransferase 2
Exons: 6
Coding region: 717-1775 (352 amino acids)
Biological process (GO): triglyceride biosynthetic process
Cellular component (GO): endoplasmic reticulum membrane
Molecular function (GO): diacylglycerol O-acyltransferase activity
Source: RefSeq, a predicted model, not a curated record
GCAUGACUCAGCACUGGCCCAGUCGUGGAGGCACUUGCCUGAUAAGACCGCCCAGUGAGAGUGCAUGAAAUUGAACAGAGCAUCUUAUCAAGGAGCAAACAUUGUAGCUACGCAUAAUUCGAAGAAUGUCUGUUGCGAACCAGAGCCCGAAAGUGUUAGUCUUAAAGGUCGUGUGAGAGACCCGAUAGAGAUGACUACUCGCAUGCCAACAGCGUGAUUUGCCAUGCUCCGAUUAAAAGUCAACCGCUAUCGUGGUUCGUAAUCAAAAUUUACAGCCGCCCCACAGAAAUAACUAUUAAAUGAUUGGUAAAUGAAACGAUAAUUUGACUAUAAUUUGAGCACAUAAAUCGGUGUGGAGUGGGUGGCGGGAAUCAGUGUAGGGCAUCCUAGCGCUAUCGCUAGAUCUUACUACAAUUUCUGGUGGUCUGUGUCAAGUGCGUCGACGCUUAAGCAAUUAUCAAUACUUAUGUUUAUCUCCCCGAAGUGGGGUUCUUAAACUGUUAACAGCAAUAUAGGAUUACCAAAGCGCCCGCCCUCCGCACGAGUAGACGUAGACGGGUCGCUUCGAUGAUAAGGAUAAGUAUCAGUAUAGUAUAUUGAAAUUCGUUUGUCGUUAUUUCGCUGUCAUUUAGUAGCUGGAGAGCCAUCGACAGAGUCGCUAGUACCGGGUACUUUUCUGUCAGAUCCGUGGAGUGCUUGUACUAAUAGACAAUAACAUGAAAAUCGAGUGGGCUCCCCUACACGUCCCGCUGGCACGACGCCUGCAGACCCUGGUCACAGCGGUUCUCACCGUCACGUUCUUCACGCUGCCCCUUUUAGCCUGCCUCGUUGUUGCAGUCGUGCUGUUCUAUGGGGGCAUCAUACUCCGCACUUUGAUGCUCAUUUAUUUUGUUUAUAUGUUUGUGGAUCACAAGAGAAACUACUCCAUCUUGGAAGGCAAUGGCUGGAUGAUAAACCGUUCGAAUCGUUUAUAUCGGAACUAUCGCGACUAUUUUCCCAUAGAGCUAGUAAAGACAGUGGACCUGCCACCAAACAGAAACUACAUCUUGGCCAGCUUUCCCCAUGGCAUACUCGGAACUGGAGUUUGCGUCAACAUGGGACUGGACAUCGGCAAAUGGCUGGAGUUGUUUCCCCAGAUCCGUCCCAAGGUGGGCACCUUGAAUCAACACUUCAGAACACCGCUGCUCCGUGAAAUUGUGCGCUGGUGGGGAAUGGUGUCGGUGUCCAAGGAGUCCCUGGUCCGAUUGCUAACCAAAUCGAAUGAUCCAAAGCAUGCGGGUAAUAGCGAUGGCUUCACGUCCAAUGCGGUGGCCAUACUGGUAGGGGGCGCCCAGGAAGCCAUGGACUCGCAUCCCGGGAAGUAUAUUCUGACCCUGAAGAACCGCAAGGGAUUCGUCAAAAUGGCCAUUCGAACGGGAUCACCAAUUGUUCCCACGUUUUCCUUCGGGGAGGUGGAUAUAUUCGAUCAGGUGGCCAAUCCACCAGACUCGUUGCUGCGUCGCGUGCAGUCUGUGGUGAAGAAACUGACGGGAAUAUCCCCGCUUAUACCAGUGGGUCGUGGCAUCUUCAACUAUUCCGUUGGCUUCCUGCCCCAACGCCGUCGCAUCGUCCAAGUUGUUGGCUCCCCCAUCGAUGUGGUAAAGAGUGAGCAACCGGAUGCCGCCUAUGUGGACAAAGUCCAUAGACAAGUCAUAGAGGACCUCGAGAGGAUGUUCGAUCUUUAUAAGGAGAAAUAUAUACCGAACUCAAAGAACAGCAAGCUGGUUAUACAGUAACUGCCUCUGAUAUUCUCAGGCCAAAAGUGAUCUUCAGUGUAGAUGGGUUAUGCUUUCUAAGCAUUUAAGCACAAACACAACACACACACAAAGUCGAGUUUAAGGAUUAUCUUUAACGAAAGCAUACUAUACAUAUGUUUUGUUGUUUUCCUUUUAUUAAUUAUUACCAAUUAUUUAUAUAUACAAAAAGAACAAGGAGCUGGAUUGUAAUUUUGUAAUUCGUAUUUGGAAAAGCUUAAAUUAAUUGCGCAUUUUGUGCCACGAUGCCAUGCUCUGAUCAUUCAUUAAUUGAAUUAUCAUCUUCCGCCUUGUAUAUGCUUUAACAACUAUAAGGAAUUUGAUUUUGGUAAGAGUACGUGCUACGCUAGGAAAGAUUCAAUCGCAGAAUUUCAUUAAGGUACAAUUCAAUUUAGUAACACUUAUCCAAUUUCUUGCUAGUUUUCUUUUUCUUUUUAUUUUAAUUUGUUUUUUCCGUUUUUAAACUCUUAAGCAAUGGCAAUAUUUGAAAUUUUAUGGAAUAUAUGUAUAAGUUCAAUUGGGAUGCUAGUUUUAAGUACUUGCAGUUGGCUUAAUUUUUCAAAGUUUUCAAGUACUCGUAGACUUAGAGACUUAUCUACAAAUUUUCAAAUAUUUUGAAAAGUAUUCGCCUAUAUGUAUAUUUUAUGGUAUAUUCUUUGAGAAAGGAACACUUGGCAUAAAUUGGGUUUUCGAUUGGAGUUCUCUUGUAGAGCUGAAUAGGAGGCAAGGCCGUAGAUACAUGGAUACAUAAGCAUAUAUGUACCAUAUGUUCCAUUUAAACAACGAUCUCCUAAGCUCUCUUCAAGCGUAACUUUUGAGUAGACUGUACUUUUAGCUAAUUGAAUAAGUAUUCACGGUAACGCUGAUGAUUGUUAAGAUCUGAAUUCUGCUCUCACUAUCGCAUUCCGAUUAAUUGCUGUCGAUACAAAAUAUGUAUUUGGCAUAAUUGUAUAUAUAUACAUACAUAUAUGUAUGU